CAUGCGCAAAAAGCGGGAGGCGCGAACCCAUGCGGAUGUGCCGCCGUGUAAAAUGGCGGCGUGACUCGUUCAAAAACAAAUACGGCUUUCACUCUUCCUUUUACACUCACUUGGUUUUGACAUUUUCGCCGUGUGAAAUUGCUGUUGUUGAAGUUGAAAGGUUUUAUACGCAGCCGCCUCUCUGACUCGACUGAACAUUCCAGAAAAGAGCUGGUGCAAUGGCAAAGAGAAUUGCAGACAAAGAGCUGACUGACAGGAACUGGGAUCAGGAGGAGGAAGGAGAGGAAGCAGGAACAUUUUCUGUUGCGAGUCACGAUGUGUUGAAGAAUCGUGCGAUUAAGAAGGCUAAGCGUCGAAAUGUCGGGAGCGAGGGUGACGGCAACACAGCUUUCAAAGGUUUUAAAGGUUUUUCUUUGGCCACAUCAGAAGCGAGCGCAGCCUCAACGACACCCAUUUUUUCUGCCUUUGGCAAUGGUGGAACCUUCAAAGGUUUUGGUGAUCUGACUAACGGUACCAGUGCCGCGCCCUCAUUUGAGGGGUUUUCAUCUACAACGUCUACCACUGCUCCAACAGGUCUCACAUUAAACAGCUCCUCCACCUCCAAUGCCUCGGCUGAUGUCACAACCAAACAGACCAAUGGCUCCUGUUACGGCCUGACUCAGAGUCCCAGCAGCAGCAACAGCAACGGCAACAGCAAGGAGUACAGUCGCCAGUUGACUGCUCUCAACUGCUCCGUUAGGGACUGGAUCACCAAACACGUAAAUGACAACCCACUCUGCGACCUCCAGCCUAUUUUCAAGGAUUAUGAGCGCCACCUGGCCAGCAUUGAGCGUCAGUACGGUAGUGGAGCAGGAGUUUCUGAGGAGAAAAAGCAGGAAGUGAAGCUCCCAGCAGCAGCAGCAGCAUCAUCUUCGUCUCCCAAAUCUGCCACUCCCUCCUUGUUGUCUCCUUCCUCCUCUAACAGCGGCAGCAGCGCUUUAAGUUCUGCUCCUGCUCCCAACACCUCAUUGUUCUCCCUUGGCAAAAAAACAGGCGAAGACUCAGAUUCAACUUCGACACCGAUCCCGGCUGGAGUCACUUUUAACUUUGGUCAGAAGGUUGACAGCUCCGUUCUUGGAACCUUAGGCUCCAAACCAGGCUUCUCCUUCUCCAACUCCUCUACCAGUCAGAAAUCACUGUUUGGAUCUUCAGGGUCUCCUGCUCCACUGUCUUUCAGUGCGACCAAAUCUGAAGAUGCUGCAGGUGAGAAUGCAGAUGAAGAGUCUGAGGAACCGCCAAAACCUGAGGUCAAAGAGGUGAAAGAAGAAGAUGCUUUCUACUCAAAGAAGUGUAAACUGUUUUAUAAAAAGGAUUCAGAGUUUAAGGAGAAAGGAGUGGGGACACUUCACCUGAAGGAGAUGACUGACGGAAAGACGCAGAUGAUCAUCAGAGCUGACACCAACCUGGGAAACAUCCUGUUGAACAUCAUCAUCCAGUCGUCCAUGCCGUGUUCCCGCCUCGGUAAAAACAACGUGAUGGUGGUUUGUGCUCCGAACCCACCCAUCGACGAAAAAAACCCAAACAACCCUAUACCGCUGCUGAUCCGGGUGAAGACUGCAGAGGACGCCGACGAGCUGCACAAGACGCUGGAGGAGAAGAAACGUUGAGGGUCAGAGGUUUUAACAGGUCUGCCACCCAGUGGUGGAACAAACUCCAUCAUGGUAUAUUUCAGUCAUCUUGGUUAAUCAACGCAACAAAUCUGUCAAAUCUGUUAUACUGUGAAAUGUUUAUUUUUAAUCAGAAGAAGCGGCAGCAACUGUGACAUCACCACCACAUUCCUCAGUGCAACAUCCAUGCUGCUGCUGAAACAGGAAGUAAAUAGACCAUGACAUAAACACGUUUUUUUUUAUCUGGUAACAGGAACUGAGCGUAGAUUAAAGAUUGUAAUUUUUAUGAAGAUCCCAACAAUCUAAAUUAUCUUCACUUGUUACCAUUAAGGUUUUUUGGGGGGAGAGGGAGCUCUGAGGAAAAAGUCAAUUUGGUUUUACAAAUUAAUACUGGCAGUAAAAAGGUUAAAUGUCAGAGCAACAUCAGUCUGCUGCUUUCAAUUUUUUUUUCCUUUUUUUGUCCUGCAGUCUAUUUAUUGGUCAGGAUUUGAGGAUGAAGCUUGAGUUUAAUGGUGUGAAAGGGAUGUGUCUGCUCACCUGACUUUUAUUCUGUUUUUUUUUUUCUGUGAACAUGGACUCUUAUUUUUUUGUGUUCUUCUGGACGAGGCUGUCAUCGUCUGAAAGUUUGUCAACGAUGAAUAAAACAAACAUGGCCACAGA
Molecule: messenger RNA, 2306 nt
Organism: Cynoglossus semilaevis (tongue sole)
Lineage: Eukaryota; Metazoa; Chordata; Actinopteri; Pleuronectiformes; Cynoglossidae
Gene: nup50
Product: nucleoporin 50
Exons: 8
Coding region: 219-1646 (475 amino acids)
Biological process (GO): protein import into nucleus
Cellular component (GO): nuclear pore
Source: RefSeq, a predicted model, not a curated record